Molecule: messenger RNA, 478 nt
Organism: Volvox carteri f. nagariensis
Lineage: Eukaryota; Viridiplantae; Chlorophyta; Chlorophyceae; Chlamydomonadales; Volvocaceae
Exons: 1
Molecular function (GO): RNA binding
Source: RefSeq, a predicted model, not a curated record
UGGUGGUGCGGGCUCAAACGCAGUCUACCACAGCAGCAGCGCCAGCACGUCGCAAGCGCAGACUAACCCCAACACGAUGGGGCCAUACAUCUCUGCACCCGUGCCGCCCACUGCGCAGCAGGCCCAAUAUAACUUUACUGGGUAUUACGCGGGUGGAAUGUUUUAUCCCACUGCUCCAUACGGCGCUGCUGGGCCUGCUGACAAGGCUCAAACGAAGCAGAUGCUCACAGAGGCCGUGCGGAAGCAGAUUGACUACUACUUCAGUGUUGAUAACCUAUGCAAGGAUAUCUUCCUCCGAUCAAAGAUGGAUGACAAUGGGUGGAUCCCACUCGCGGUGGUCGCAAAUUUCAACCGCGUGCGGAUCCUUACGCUUGACUGGACCCUUAUUGUUGACGCAAUUGCCGACUCGCCUGUUGUGGAGGUUUCCAGCGACAGCACCAUGCUUCGUGCAAGGGGAAAUUGGGAUCGAUGGGUUUUG